Molecule: messenger RNA, 1623 nt
Organism: Paraglomus brasilianum
Lineage: Eukaryota; Fungi; Glomeromycota; Glomeromycetes; Paraglomerales; Paraglomeraceae
Source: the annotation of a GenBank genome assembly
AGCAAAAGUGCAACCGGCAGUAUUUCAAGCAUGGAGAAGAUACCUGAACACAGAAAGAAUGCCUUUAAAGCCAAGAGUAUCUUCAAAUUGGACGAAGUGCGCAGGCGCCGUGAAGAACAACAAGUCGAAAUACGUCGGAAGAAUCGUGAAGAGUCCUUGGCAAAACGUCGUAACUUGAACAUACCCGCCUCACUAGACUCCGACGAUGAGACUGCUGAUUGGGAUGUACAAGACCAACUGCAAAGUAUGAUGACAGGGGUGUUCUCCGACAAAGUUGAAGAGCAACUGGUUGCUACUACAAAAUUCAGGAAAUUGCUUUCAAAGGAACAAGACCCACCUAUCAAACAAGUAAUCGAAUGCGGAGUAGUACCAAAGUUGGUUGAAUUUCUCAGGUCUCCCCAUUCACUUGUGCAGUUUGAGGCAGCGUGGGCACUCACUAAUAUUGCCUCCGGAUCGUCUGGACAAACCCAAGAAGUAAUAGACGUGGGCGCGGUACCUGUUUUUGUUGAGCUACUGAGCAGUUCAAAUUCAACUCCUGAUGUAAGAGAACAGGCUGUAUGGGCUCUAGGUAAUAUUGCAGGUGAUAAUCCUCGAUGUCGUGACUAUGUCUUACAACAAGGGGCUCUUAAGCCACUGCUCGCUAUCCUCAAUGAUGCCGCUAAGCUUUCUAUGUUGCGCAAUGCCACAUGGACGCUAUCGAACCUCUGCCGUGGACACGUUCAAACGGAUGAGUCGUUGAUUACUACAGUCCUUCCGGUGCUGGCUAAACUCAUCUAUUCUAUUGAUGACGAGGUGGUAAUUGGUGCGUGCUGGGCGAUAACAUAUUUAUCCGAUGGUCCCAACGAGAACAUACAGGCGGUUAUAGAUUCAGGCAUAUGUCGGCGUUUAAUUGAGCUAUUAAUGCACGCUUCACCUUCAGUGCAAACGCCAGCUCUGCGGUCUGUCGGAAAUAUUGUUGCAGGAAAUGAUGUGCAUACUCAGGCUAUUAUCAAUUGUGGGGCAUUGCCCGCUCUAUUGAGCUUAUUGUCUAGCACAAGAGAAACACUUCGCAAAGAGGCAUGCUGGACUAUUUCAAACAUUACCGCUGGCUAUUGUGCCCAGAUACAAGCUGUAAUAGACGCCAACAUUAUACCUCCCCUUAUCAAUAUAUUGCAGCACGCAGAUCUUAGAACGCGUAAAGAAGCCUGCUGGGCAAUAUCAAAUGCGACAGCCGGUGGUUUAAACAAGCCCGAGCAGAUUAAAUAUCUUGUUAGUCAAGGAUGUAUUAGACCGCUUUGCGAUCUGUUAGCUUGUAUGGAUAACAAAAUCAUACAAGUCGCUCUUGACGCUCUUGAAAAUAUUCUCAGGGUUGGCGAAAUGGAGAAGGUUGACGGAGUAAACCAGUUUGCACUCUAUAUUGAAGCAGCUAGUGGUAUGGAGAAAAUCCAUAAUCUCCAGAAUCACAAUAAUGAAGAUAUAUAUAGGAAAGCAUACAAUUUAGUUGACAAAUAUUUUGCAGCAGAUGAGGAAGAGGACACCAGCCUUGCACCCGAAAUGAAUACAUCAACUGGUCAAUAUGCUUUUCAGGCAGACACUACCUUGCCACAAGGUGGCUUUACAUUUGGUGGACAGCAGGCUUCAUAA